This is a messenger RNA of Thrips palmi, 1291 nucleotides long. It is a transcript of the gene Arfrp1, whose product is annotated as ADP-ribosylation factor-related protein 1. The transcript has 5 exons. Bases 113 to 718 code for a protein of 201 amino acids. Gene Ontology annotation, biological process: protein localization to organelle; Golgi to plasma membrane protein transport; intracellular protein transport. Gene Ontology annotation, cellular component: Golgi apparatus. Lineage: Eukaryota; Metazoa; Arthropoda; Insecta; Thysanoptera; Thripidae. Gene Ontology annotation, molecular function: GTP binding; GTPase activity. The record is from RefSeq and is a predicted model, not a curated record.
CUCUGUGCUUAAAAGGGAAAGUAUAUGAGAAAUUGUUGAAGUGUUAUUUAUUACGUGGAGGUUAUGAUUUGAUAUGUGAUAUUUAUAUUUUGGUUUUACUUCUUGUGUCAAUAUGUACACGUUAUUCCAUGGACUUUACAAAUACUUGGUGCAAAAAGACGAUUAUUGUGUAUUGAUUCUAGGCCUGGACAAUGCAGGAAAAACAACAUAUCUGGAAGCAGCGAAGACACAGCUUUUGCGUCAAUAUCGUGGUAUGAAUCCGAGUAAAAUCACCAGCACUGUUGGUCUGAACAUUGGACGAGUCGUUGUUGGAGGCAUUGCAUUAAACUUUUGGGAUCUUGGAGGGCAGCAAGAACUUCAGUCACUUUGGGACAAGUAUUAUGCUGAAUCACAUGCUGUCAUAUACAUAGUAGACUCAUCUGAUCGAGACAGGAUUGCUGAAUCCAAAGAAACAUUUGAUAAAAUGAUUAGCAGUCAGACUCUUCAAGGUGUUCCUCUCCUUGUAUUGGCGAAUAAACAAGAUAUCACAGAUUGCAUGGGUGUGCGGGAGGUGAAGCCCAUUUUUAAUGAGAAUGCACAUCUUAUUGGAAGAAGAGACUGCAUGGUCAUGCCUAUUUCGGCAUUAACUGGGGAAGGUGUGGAUGAAGGAAUCAGGUGGCUAGUUGACUGUAUAAAGCGCAACAGUGAUGUACGACCUCCCAGAAACCAAGAUUCUUGAUAACAAUCGUAGUUAUGGCAUGUUAAUCAGGAAGUCUUCUUUCUUUGUGAUGUGUUGAUGGUUGCUGAAUCACUCUUAGGGUUCAUAUGGAAUGUCUCAAGAAAUGUAUCUCAAUGUUCCUAAGAGAUUAUAACUACAAAUGUAAUCAUCAAUUUAAGUGUUAUCUUGUACAGUUCAUUCAUAUUUUUUAACUAAAGAGUAAGAAAUAAUUUAUUAUAGUUGAACUUACAUUAUUUGUAAAUUUCUGAGAUAAGUAUUUUUAUAAACUUAAGUAUGUGAACUUAGGUAUACAUUCCUAUCCAGGAGCAAAGCACAACACAAUGCAGGUUUGCAUUUGUACUUUUUACAUAAGUACUUGUUUGUGUAAUGCAACUACUCUGCCUUUGUUAUAAUUUUUCUCUGAAGCUGAUUGUCUAUCAUAAUUAAGCUCCAUUGCAUCUGAAAUGAUUUAUUUUUUAAACCUGACAUUUCAGUAUUUUAUUUGGCACUUUAACAUUUACUGUUGCUCCAAGACACAUUUGUGAUUUUAUGAUUUUUACAUCUUUGUAAAAUAUAUUGUUGUAACAAAAUCAA